UUCACUUAACAAGAAUAAUGUUUUUGUAUUCAUAAGAAUUUAAUUAUUUAUAAUUAGCAUUAUUGUGUUUAUAAAUAACAAAACUAAUAUAAUUAUAUAUAAAGAUAUGGAAAGUAAAUUAAAUAAUGAGUACAAAGAACCAUCUGUCAUGUCAAAAGAUCCUGAGGAACGGAUAUUAGCGAGAAGAAUGAGAAUACAAAAGCGAUUAGAAAGAAUAAAAAAACAAGAUGAUAAAGAAGAUAAAGAGUUGGAUACGAAAACUGAAACAGAAAAACAAAUAGAAGCAAGUGCUGAGUUAAUGCAAAAGUUAGUUGAUGAAGGCGAUGAAGUGAUUUCAAAUGUCAGAAUAGCUAAUGAAGCCCGUGAACUUCAUCGGCAAGAACAAGAUUUUGCGAUUCGUAAAAUUUUAGUUGAAAAACUUGAAAGUGAGCUUGCAGAUUCGUUAAAUAAAUAUGACGAAAUAAAUUCAAAGUGGUCGGAGUUAUUGGAUUCAAAAGAUCCAUUGGAUAUUUACGACGGUAUUCAAUCACAGAAUAAUAAAUGUCAGCAAGUUUUGGCGCAAAAAGAUGUUAUUAUUGCAGAAUUAAAAAAUGCACUUGAAAAUGCUGAUAUUAAAUUUUCCGAUGAUCUGAAAAAUCAAGACGAAGAUAUCGAUAUAUUAAUCGAUCGAAUUGAUACUCAAAUAAAUAUAAUAUGUAAAGCAUAUCGGCGUGAGUUAGUUUUAAUAGAAGACGCAUUAAAAAAUGAACGAAGUAAAAUAUUGGAAGAUGUGACUAAGAAAUGGGAUGCGUUGUAUAAAGAACGUCAGGAUAAUGAGAUCCGAAGUGUAGAACGUAGACGUGAAAUAAUGCGUGAAUAUGAAAAUGAAAUGAAUCGUGUAUUGAUUGAACAUCAAGAGCAGUAUCGUGCACAAAAGAUCUGGCUGGAAACCGAGUGUCAGAAGCUUCAACAGGAUGUUGAAAAUAUGAAGGCGCUUUGUAUGAUUAAUCUUGAAAAAUUGAAUUACAGUUAUACUGUUCUUAAAAAACGUCAAGAUGAAAAUGCAAUUAUUAAAAAUCAACAAAAACGACGAAUCAAUAAACUUCAAGAUAUCGUCGCAGAAUUAAAAAAAAAUUAUGCAGAAUUGGAAAACUCAACGCGUUUAAAAAUAGAAAAAUUACAGGAUCAAAUUAUUAAAACACAAAAAAGUAUUGAAGAAUUGCAAUCUAAAUCAAAUCAUUUUACUUACGUUAAUGAUAGACAAUUUAUGCAGAUUUGGGAAAUGAAUACCCGUAACGCUGAUAAAUUAUUGGAUCAAAUUUUUAAAGUGGAUAAAAUUGUGUAUGAACAAAUGCUGGGAUUAGAGUGGGAGCCACCCGAAGAGAGUCUUUUAAAAAAAGAAGAUUUACCGUCAUAUCAAGAGGCCAUGUGUAUUAUUAAUAAAAGUAAUAAUGAACAAGAUUCCAUGAUCAAAUUAUGUCAGCUAAAAAAAGAUACAUCUCCCGAACGAGUAAAUUUAGAGAGAAAAUUAUUAAAUUAUAUAAUGAAAAUGAUAUCGGAUCAAACUGGAUUUCUGAUUGAGGACAAAGUUCAUGAGCUUUUGAAAAUUCAUACCCAAAAAGCUCAAGUCGUUAUUAAACUCGAUCAUGUAUUUCAAGCAUUAAAUAUUACAUCUGAAGAGCAAAUUCAUUUAUUAAUUAACUUUUUUUUGCCUUAUUCCUACUGCUCCAGAUGCUCAGAAGAUAAAACCACUGAAUUAUCAGAUGAAUUAAAUAAAGAUUUGCUAAUAGAAGAGUCAGUAGAUAAAAUAAAUCUCGAUGAUACGACAUCGAUUAUGGAUGAAAAAACAUUGCGAUUAAAAGAAGAAAUUUUAAAAUCAAUUUCAUCCGAGGCUAAAAAUGAUAACAAUCAAGAUCCAGGGAAAGAUGAACAAGAAGAUAUGGAAUCAAAACACUUGAGUGAUGUUACGAGUGUUGGUAAAAAAAGUGAAUCAGAAGAAAUGAAAUUAACUUGCGAUAAGGGCCACUUGUUGGAAAUAAAAUCUAAAAAUGUUAUAAAAGCUCUCCGUGAAUUUGUGGAAAAAUACAGUAGAGUAACCACACGUGGAUUAUCUGACAGCAAACAGGAAAAAGUUAUUCCUGAUAAUAAAAUAGUCUUGUCACGAAGUAUUUCUGAGAAAGAUAUUAUCGAGUACUGGCGACGUUAUAGAGAUAUAUUUUCAACGGAUAGAGAAAAACUUUGGGAUGCGCUGAUGAUUGGAUUACAGAAAUAUCAUGAUAUUUUGAAGGACCGACAUAAAUUGAUGGGCGAAAUUGAAGGAAUACAGAGACAAAAUUCUGAAUUACGUCGAUUGCUUGAGAGUUGCAAAGUAAAACCUGAUACUGGAUCAAUGCAACGGAAAGCAAAAUCAGCCAAUCGAUUCAAUUAA
Messenger RNA from Microplitis demolitor, 2407 nucleotides. Its product is annotated as dynein regulatory complex protein 1. Lineage: Eukaryota; Metazoa; Arthropoda; Insecta; Hymenoptera; Braconidae. Gene Ontology annotation, biological process: axonemal dynein complex assembly; regulation of cilium movement; cilium-dependent cell motility. The record is from RefSeq and is a predicted model, not a curated record. The transcript is spliced from 9 exons. Gene Ontology annotation, cellular component: axonemal dynein complex; axoneme. Bases 107 to 2407 code for a protein of 766 amino acids.